Messenger RNA from Paraglomus occultum, 1200 nucleotides. Lineage: Eukaryota; Fungi; Glomeromycota; Glomeromycetes; Paraglomerales; Paraglomeraceae. The record is from the annotation of a GenBank genome assembly.
AUGACUCGCUUUUCGUCUUUGGUUUUGGUAUCACUGGCAUUGGUGCUUGCAUUCUGUUCCUCGAUAUCUGCAAGCAAGACUAGUCUUACUUUACACUAUGACAUUGUCAAGGUGUCGAAUUCUAGCACGAAUCUGGACAUUUACCAGCCAGGAGAAGACUAUACUAACGGCAUAGAGCAGGUUGAAGGUUCCCCUUCUCCCGAUGAUAAUGGCGUCUCGGGUGUCCUUUUCGACCUGGGCGAUGCUUGUUCUAAAAACAAUACCGAUAUCAUCCCGCCCGUUUCCCUGCCAUCUGCUCUCAACUCGCAACGGAUAGCUUUCAUACAAUUAUCCUCAAGCUGUUCCGUCCACGACCAGCUCGUCGCAGCUCAACAGCAACAAGCAGUCGGUGCCGUUUUCUAUGGAUUCGUCGCUUCGGCUCCGAAAUCUUCCGACUCGGACACCAUCCCUGCCUUCCGCGUAGACAACAGUACCGCACAAACGCUGCGCCAGGCUUUGAAAGACAACACCCCCCUCGACCUUGCUGUGAGAGUCGUCAUGAAGUCUUCGCACGAUGGUUUCGGUAGUCCUUGGCAGAUUGCUAUCAUUGUUAUCGGUUGCAUAUUAAUUAUAUCUUUCCUUGUCUCUGUCGCAAUUCAUUUCCGCUUAUACCAACUCCGACAACGCGAAAGUGCAGACAUGAUAGCCCAAAGCGAAGCCGCCGCAAACGCUAAACUCGACGUUAUCUUCACUCUCAACAAAUCCGUCGUCAAAUCAUUCCCGACCAAAGUCUUCCAUCGCUCCAUCGGUGACAAGAUCCGUUCUUCCAUAUACCCGAAUGGCAAAUCCUCCGGCAGUCGUCCAUCCUCUGUCAGGUCCAUGAAGUCUAUCAACAAGGAGAACGCCAACGAUCUGUGUGCUAUCUGUUUGGAAGAGUUCCAAGAUGGCGAAGAACUCCGCGUCUUGCCCAACUGCAAGCAUACUUAUCACAUUCAUUGCGUUGAUAAAUGGUUGACGACCAAGUCCUCGCACUGUCCUCUUUGCAAGCAAGAUUGUACUCCUCCGGAAUUGGCUUCCAAGAGACAAAAGAAAUCAGGACUCGGAUUUUUGAAUUGGUUUGGAAACGGUCAUGAACAGCGCGGUGGAAGACGAUGCAACGAUGAUUUGUUCUCCGUUCAGGAACUCCCGGCCGCUGCCAUGAAGCAGGAGAGAUUUGUAUAA